AUGUCUCAUGACCCCGCAUCGAAUGCAGAUCGAGAUUUACUCUCGCGCUUGAAUGCGCUGAAACAAUCUGCUGUCUCCUUUGAUCAGAACAACUACCAGACACCUCUUGGGAAACCUUCAUCUGUGUCCCUCGACCCUAGUCCUGCUCGUGCCCUUCACUCAGACCUACUAGGAAGAUGGAAGUCAUUCGGAGGUACGCCCACUGCAAGUGGAGCAGACAAUUCCACACACUCGACAGAGAAGACAGAAGAUGAUCAAACCCUCGAGGAGCUAUUGGCAGAUCUGGGACCGUCGGAUGCAUGGGAGAUUGAUAAGAGCGAGGAAGACCAAGUGGCUGAUCUCCUGCGGUCUGCAAAGUCGGCCCUCGGCGACGCAUUGGAAGAGAGUAAAGCGCGAGCGGAAGAGGAGAAAGAAAGAGACCCUGCCGCAGACACGAUAUCCGCCCCGAAAUUACCUGCUCUCGACGUCUCUGUCUUUCAACCAGGGCCGGAAUCAGAUGAGGAAGCCCGGAGUAAAGCUGGAUCCAAGUCGAAAGACAAUUUGGAUCAGGAAGCCGACGAACUCCUCGCCAGAAUUCUCGAUGAAGUCAAGCUCGGGUCCACCUCACCACAAGACGAUGGAAUGGAGGCACCAGACUCGGAAGAAGAUGCAUCUCAGCCAAACCCGGAACUGUCAGAUUCAUCUACAGCACCUCAAUCGUCCGCUCUCAACCUCCCCGCCACGCCAUCCAUGCUCCCAGAACCCGUCGAGACGAAACCCGAUUCCAAUCGUAAAGAGGAUGACGAUCUAGCCUCUCGCUUUGCCGGGCUGUCGCUCCCCUCCGUCCCAACGACCAUGAAAUCCACCAAGCCAUUCACAUCCACAUCCGCUAAGCCCACGAUCGGAUACACCGAUGAGGAAGUUGAUACGUGGUGCAUCAUCUGUAACGAUGACGCGACAUUCCGCUGUAUCGGAUGUGACGGAGAUCUCUACUGUACGAACUGCUGGAUGGAAGGACACAGAGGCGAAGACGCCGGCCAUGAAGAGCGAACUCAUAAAGCCGUACAAUUCGUCAAAGGGGGUGGGAUGAAAAAGGAGCCCAGAAGAAGAGUCAUGCUCGGAGCUUGA
Messenger RNA from Rhinocladiella mackenziei CBS 650.93, 1107 nucleotides. RefSeq lists its product as uncharacterized. The record is from RefSeq and is a predicted model, not a curated record. The transcript has 2 exons. NCBI's taxonomy places the organism in Eukaryota, Fungi, Ascomycota, Eurotiomycetes, Chaetothyriales, Herpotrichiellaceae. The coding region runs from base 1 to 1107 and encodes 368 amino acids.